AUGGCGAACGAAUUGGACAACGUUGGACUGUCCAACGUUGAAGAUGAAGUAAUAAUCUCACGUUUUCUUAAGCGUAUGGUCAUCAACGGAGAUUCAAUGCCCGAGCACUUCAUCCAAGACGUUGACGUGUUCAACAAGAAUCCAAAUGUGGAGUUCGAUAGUGGGAGCCCUGCCUUCGUGAUCGUUAAGCCACGAACAGAGGAUUCUGGUAUAACUGAUGGAUGCAAAUUAGGUUGCUGGAGGAUCAUUGGUCGUGAUAAACUGAUCAAAUCGGAGAAGACUGGGAAGGUUCUAGGGUUCAAGAAGAUUCUCAAGUUCUGCGUAAAGAGGAAACCAAGAGAGUACAACAGAAGCUGGGUAAUGGAAGAGUUUAGGCUUACCAAUAACUUGAACAAGAAGCAAGGUCAUGUGCUUUGCAAGAUUCGUUUUCUCUUUGAAGCCGAGACUAGUUCCUUGCUAGCCAAGCAUUUCUCGUAUCUCCCCACUACUGAAGCCGUACCGGUUCCUGCAACUAUAACACUUCCAGGGUAUGGUAACAAACCACAGACUCCACAAAUGGAUAAUGAAUCAUAUCUGCUGCAAUUGAUACUUCCUUCAGGAGAAAACAAUUGGCCUAGCUACGUUACAAACAACGUGUACCGCUUGAAUCCAUGGAAGCUUGUGAAUUUUCGUGAUCGGGUGUUUCUAAAGUUAGGAAUCUGCAUCUACGCUAACGAGACUUGUCGUGAUACAGAUGUAUGCGAUGGUGGUAAAUGGAUGAUCCUGCACCCUGAGAGGCUGAUCAGGUCAACGUCCGGGGAGACCAUUGGUUUCAAGAAGGUUUUUCAGUUUUAUGCAACGAAGAAGCGAUAUCAACUACUGUACAAGGAGGAAGAUGUGAAGGAGUCUUGGCUUAUAGAUGAGUAUAGGCUUGACGAUAAGGAGAAGCAGACCAAAGUGUUGUGCCUUAUCAGAAAGUUCUCUGCUAGUCCUCACUACUAA
This is a messenger RNA of Capsella rubella, 981 nucleotides long. RefSeq lists its product as uncharacterized. NCBI's taxonomy places the organism in Eukaryota, Viridiplantae, Streptophyta, Magnoliopsida, Brassicales, Brassicaceae. Bases 1 to 981 code for a protein of 326 amino acids. The transcript has 3 exons. Gene Ontology annotation, molecular function: DNA binding. Gene Ontology annotation, biological process: regulation of DNA-templated transcription. The record is from RefSeq and is a predicted model, not a curated record.